Molecule: messenger RNA, 1353 nt
Organism: Lichtheimia ornata
Lineage: Eukaryota; Fungi; Mucoromycota; Mucoromycetes; Mucorales; Lichtheimiaceae
Exons: 8
Coding region: 1-1353 (450 amino acids)
Biological process (GO): negative regulation of TORC1 signaling; cellular response to amino acid starvation; protein localization to lysosome
Cellular component (GO): KICSTOR complex
Source: RefSeq, a predicted model, not a curated record
AUGGAUAUCACUCUUUGUACUUCAUGCUGGAAUGCGUUGGGGGCGUUUGAUUACGCUGCUACCAAUAGGAUCCUAGCACGCCUCUUACGUGUAUACCAACCCAUGAGCAAUUUGCUUGGUCGAUUGAGCAACUGCGAGAGUCUUUAUACCCAGCUAUCCUUCCUAAAGCCUAAAUGGUACUAUGUCCGAAAAGAUCCACUGCAUUCUCUUUACACUUAUCUAGCCGAGGACGCGGCGAAGGAAAUAGCUAUUCUUGAAAGCAAUUCCGGUGCUGCUGCUGCUACUGGGAUCAAUGAUAUCGACACGAUACUCGAUGUUCUAAAGGCACUCACUGAUGUUUGCCGCAUACGGCAAUCUUUAAUCACUUUGUAUCAAGCUAUUGGUGCAGCUCAACAUCCUUCUACGUUUACGACCAUAUUACGAGAUUUGGAGAGUUGCAAGCAGACCUAUGAGAGCAUGGAUAGCGAUCGCUUGGGACUAUUGGGCUUAGGGAUCCGUAAAGAGAUUUGUAUCUUGCAAUCGCUUCUCAAGGCUCGACAAGCAAUCAUUGAUUAUGCUUUUCAAGAAUCAUGCAUGGCCGUAUUUGUCUGUAAACAACAAUUGAACGAUUGGAAGGUUGCAUGUCAGAAUCAGGAUUAUGCAGAAAAAUUUUCCGCAUCAGGUUUACAAGAAACAAGGAACACAACCAGUAGUCUAAACUGGCGAAACGUGCUAUUUGGUGGAUUGUCCGAUACCCCAAAAACGGGUGACAACUGGCCCCACAGCAUUCGAUGGUUCACCAAGUACCUCGACAAUUUGAUUGCCAAGAUGACUUUAUAUUUCAACAACAUUCUCUUGGCCAAGGAGCAGAUCUUGACAGAGGAUGAUGCAGGGAAGGCUUUAUGGAAAGGUAUCAAGAUCGAUUACUACGAUCAGAUAUCAACUUUCCGUAAACGGUUUGGGGCUCAUUGCAUUGGUCUUAUCUACGAGGUGACACCUUCCGUACCAUUUUAUCCACAAGGAUAUGUGUGCUCUGGAACGCCGUAUGAGCCUCCUCAAGGUAUUCAUUCAUUUCCUUUCAUUUAUUGUCAUCCCAAUCAAACGCCCAAAGAACAUAUGCCCAACAUCAUAUCCAUCAUCCAAGGAAGCCGUAACAAAUUGAAUGAUCCAAAGGCCGGCCCUGUUUAUUUUUACGACAACAAGAUCACUAGCACGUAUUAUUUGUCGCGUGUGGAUGAACGUGUGGUGCUGAUUGUCAUUUACCUGGAACGUCAUGUGCACCGAGAAGCGGCCACAACCGAAUUUAUGACGAACAUGGUGAUCUCCCUCCGUGAAACGAGUGUUAUUGGCGACCUCUCAAGAAUGGAUUACUGA